AUGGCGGCUGGCAUGGACUCCUUGUCCUCCGUGGAAUUCCGCAACCGGCUCACUGCUGAAGCCGGGGCGGGCAUCAAAUUCCCGAACACGCUUAUGUUCGACCACCCCACGCUGCGAGCAAUCGCCGAUCUGGUGCAGUCCCAGAUAGUAACUGACUCUCCGGCGGUUUCGGCGACACCGGAAGCAAAAGCCAUCGUGCGUACAGGAAGCUUCACUGUGGCUGUCCAGGGCCUGGCGGCCUUCUUUCCAGGGGGCCCCGAAGGCUUGGAGUCCUGCUGGUCUCGGUGGCUACAGCGCCAGGAUGCCAUCACCGCCAGAGCCUCAGAGAUUCCCUUCUCGCGGUUUGAUCUUCAAGAAGUCUUUGAUCAAGACAUGGAGGCGCUGGGGAACGUAAUGUACGCCCGUCACGGCGGCUUCGUGGAGGGUGCCGAAUUCUUCGAUUCGGGCUUCUUUGGCAUGUCCGCGGCAGAAGCGAAGACCAUCGAUCCGCAACAGAGGCUUGCUCUCGAGAUGUCUUACGCUGCAUGCCACCAUGCCGGCCGUGCCAAGCAAUCGCUAUUGGGCUCCGACACCGGCGUCUUCGUCGGACAGUGUAACAACGAUUGGGCCAAGUUUUCCAAGGAGCGAUCUGCGAAUCCCUACACGGGUCCCGGUACACAUGCGUCCAUCUCAUCGAACCGAAUCUCCUACAGCCUCGGGCUCAGGGGUGCAAGCGCAUCCGUGGACACAGCCUGCUCAUCUUCCUUGGUUGCUCUAGACAUUGCCUGCCAAAAGCUGGGCUUGGGUAUGCUGGCAGCCUUGAUGACCGGCGUGCAGCUGAACCUGAUAGCAGAGCCCUUCGUUGCAUUCUCAAAGGCGCGCAUGCUGUCCCCGGAUGGUCGCUGCAAGACCUUCGAUGCCUCUGCAAACGGCUAUGUCCGUGGCGAAGGCUGUGGCUCAGCUUUGCUGCAGAUCGCAGCCUCUGAAACUGCCGGCGCUUGGGCGCCCCUGCCUGCCAUUGCCUCAACAUCGACGAACCAGGCUCAGAGUUGUGGUCCUUGUUUCUUCUUAAACCGGGCAACUCGAAGCCUAAAUCCUGAGCGCUGCUCCUACGUGACCCAAGCUGUGAACAUAAGACCCAACGUCCAAAAUCCUAAACCCGAAACCUGA
Molecule: messenger RNA, 1149 nt
Organism: Symbiodinium sp. CCMP2456
Lineage: Eukaryota; Dinophyceae; Suessiales; Symbiodiniaceae
Source: the annotation of a GenBank genome assembly